GUCCAGAGGGGCCAAUUCUCCGUGAUGACAGGUUCUGUCCGGCGGGGGACCGGGGCUAGAACCGGGGUCUCUCCAACAGUGCCCUCUCCCCUCGCCCUCCGCUCGCCCCCGUGCAGGCGCGCGCCUGCCGAAGGCGCGCGGGGCGGGCCCUGGGGGCGGCGGCCAAUGAGCGGCGCGCGGGCCGCGGACUGUGAGGCCGCCGGGAAGGGGGUCUGCGCGCGCGCGCCCGACCGGCUCCGCGGGGCGCGAGGUCGGCGCGCGCAGCGGCGGGCGCGGACGCAGUUGCAGGAGGAGCCUGAGAAUUUGAAAAGGAAGUCAAACCUGCCCUUAUCUACAUUAACACCCGCCAGCGUCUACACUGAAGGAAGGAAGCCGCGCUCUGAGCUCGUUGCCCUUAGUCUGCAUGGCGCCGGGGGUCACCCUAACCCACGCCCCUCCCCUGCCCUCACCCAAGAUGGCGUCAACCUGGCUUCUCUAACCUCUAGUGCUGGGAAAGGGACGGGAAAGAGGGAGAAGUGGGGGCGACGGGGAGGGGAAGCCGAGAGGGCGGGAGAAAGGAGGAGUGCGGGGGAGAAGGGAGCCCAGGCGGAAGUCGAGGGGCCCCCCAGGUGGAAGUGACGCUACCCCCGCUGCCCAAAAUGUCGGCGCCCAGAGGGAGGUAGAGAGCCGGCACGGGGCCACUGCCUUUGCACCUAACCAUCAUGGAUGACACCCCUCUGCCAGCGCCCCCCGUCCCUGCCCCAGCGCCAGUCCCAGCAUCUCCUGCUGCCACCCCCCGGGUCCCGUUUCACUGCAGUGAGUGUGGCAAGAGCUUCCGCUACCGCUCGGACCUGCGGCGCCACUUCGCCCGGCACACUGCGCUCAAACCCCACGCGUGUCCGCGCUGCGGCAAGGGUUUCAAGCACAGCUUCAAUCUGGCCAACCACCUGCGCUCACACACGGGCGAGCGGCCCUACCGCUGCUCCGCCUGCCCCAAGGGAUUCCGAGACUCCACUGGCCUGCUGCACCAUCAGGUCGUCCACACUGGUGAGAAACCCUACUGCUGCCUGGUCUGCGAGCUCCGCUUCUCCUCACGCUCCAGCCUGGGCCGCCACCUCAAGCGCCAGCACCGCGGGGUGCUCCCGUCCCCGCUGCAGCCCGGCCCAGGCCUGCCUGCCCUGAGCGCGCCCUGCUCCGUCUGCUGCAACGUCGGGCCCUGCUCAGUGUGCGGGGGCGCGGGGGCCGGCGGCGGAGAGGGCCCGGAGGGGGCAGGAGCGGGGCCGGGCAGCUGGGGGCUGGCGGAGGCGGCGGCAGCAGCCGCCGCGGCCUCGCUGCCCCCAUUCGCUUGCGGAGCCUGUGCGCGGCGCUUUGACCAGGGCCGCGAGCUGGCGGCGCACUGGGCGGCGCACACCGACGUGAAGCCCUUCAAGUGCCCGCGCUGCGAGCGCGAUUUCAACGCCCCUGCCCUGCUGGAGCGGCACAAGCUGACGCACGACCUGCAGGGGCCGGGCGCACCCCCCGCGCAGGCCUGGGCCCCCGGGGCGGGUGCUGGGCCCGAUGCAGUCGGCCAGGAGGGCGCCAAGGAGGCGGGCAACGCCCAGCCGGCCUGGGACACCGGGCUGCCCCCAGGCCGCGCGGGGGGCGGAGUGCCUGAGCCGGAGGCGCUGCCCCCCGAGGGCGGCGGGGAGGCCCCCGCGCCGGCGGCCGCGGCAGAACCGUCGGAGGACACCCUAUACCAGUGUGACUGCGGAACGUUCUUCGCGUCGGCCGCGGCGCUGGCCAGCCACCUGGAGGCGCACUCGGGCCCGGCCACCUAUGGCUGCGGCCACUGCGGGGCCCUGUACGCGGCCCUGGCGGCGCUAGAGGAGCACCGGCGGGCCAGCCACGGCGAGGGUGGAGGGGCGGAGGCGGCCGCAGCGGCCCCGGACGGGGAGCCCGUGCCCGGGGAGCCCGCGUCCGGCUCCGGCCGCGGCAAGAAGAUCUUCGGCUGCUCCGAGUGCGAGAAGCUGUUCCGCUCGCCGCGCGACCUGGAGCGGCACGUGCUGGUGCACACGGGCGAGAAGCCGUUCCCGUGCCUCGAGUGCGGCAAGUUCUUCCGCCACGAGUGCUACCUCAAGCGCCACCGGCUGCUGCACGGCACCGAGCGGCCCUUCCCCUGCCACAUCUGCGGCAAGGGCUUCAUCACGCUCAGCAACCUCUCCCGGCACCUGAAGCUGCACCGGGGCAUGGACUGAGGCGGCCGGGCCGGGCCACCACCCGCGGCCCUCCCAAAGCCAGGCGCGGGCCCUGCCUACGUAGUGGGGGCCACCAGACACCCGCCAGGCCGGAACUGGGGGACAGCAGAUAAACGGAGAUGCUCCUCAGCUUGGGAUCCCGGGGCUGAGAGAGACUCCUGAACUGUGGUCACUGGAACUGGUGCCUGACACCCCCAAACCAACAGGCCCUGAACGGUGGAGACCUAGGAAUGAGAAAUGGGUCUUCAGGACUUCCCAUCUUGAGGGCCCUAAUAAUAAAAGAUGGGUAACCCUCCGCCAAGGGAGGACUAACCCUCUCCCCAAGAGCCAUCAUUCCCAAAGACCUUGAUAUGGAAAAUGCAGGGGACCAUGUCCCCGAAUUUGCCUGGAUCCCUCUAAAUGCUACCCACCAGUCACUGGUGUCCCCAGAAAAUGGAUUUAGCCGGAAUCUGCCUUCCCCCAUUUCAUUCCCUAAGCCCAAGAGGACCAGGGUAGAUGCCCCCUGCCCUAACCCCCCUCCCCAGUUAGGUCUCCCACUAAGGAAUGGAUCAACCCUAAUGAUCUUCCCCACCCCCAAAUACUAGAAUAGGCUGGUUGGAAAUCUCCCCACCCGGUAGGAUGGACUAAUUCAGACACACACCCCUGUCCACUGGCACAGGCUGGUCCAGGUGGGCCUGCACCCCACCCUCCUCCGGGUACACCCAGCAGAUGCCCCUCUUCCUCUGGAGUGGGGCGAGCCUGCUCGUUCCCCAUCCUGGGGACGCGUCUGGGUGGGAGCAGGUGGAUGGUGCGUUUUCCCUCCCGCUCUGCUGUUAGCGCCUGUGGGUCUCACCAUCUCUGUUGUUUUGUCUGUCUCUGUGUUCCUCCCAGUCCCAAGGGGAAGGGGGGGUUGGCCAGGGGGUUCCCCCCAUGAGCCUCGACCUCGCCCCCUCAUCCGCCUCCCCAGUGUCUCCAGGACCCCAAUAAACCUCGUCCUGUCACACA
This is a messenger RNA of Manis pentadactyla (Chinese pangolin), 3197 nucleotides long. RefSeq names its product FLT3 interacting zinc finger 1 (gene FIZ1). NCBI's taxonomy places the organism in Eukaryota, Metazoa, Chordata, Mammalia, Pholidota, Manidae. Bases 702 to 2213 code for a protein of 503 amino acids. The record is from RefSeq and is a predicted model, not a curated record. The transcript has 4 exons.